AUGUUUAUACUUUCUGAGCUAGAAGAUACAGUCAAGAUUGUACCUAAUGACUUCAAAAAGGACGAUAUUAAUGCUGUGACAGAUGUAUUAAAUGAGAAAUAUGCAAACAAAGUAGUGCAAGAAGUGGGUCUUUGUAUAUGCGUUCAUGAUAUCUUGCACAUGUCUGAAGGAUUCAUUCUUUAUGGCGAUGGCUGCAGUUACAUUAAAGUAACAUUUAGAUUGGUUGUGUUUAGACCAUUCAUUGGAGAAGUCAUAGUUGGAAAAAUUAAAAGCUCUUCACCAGCAGGCGUCGUCGUGACUCUAGGAUUCUUUGAUGAUAUCUUGAUUCCUGGUGCUGCACUUCAACCAGGAUCCAAAUUUGAUCCAGCAGAACAAGUUUGGGUGUGGAAUUACGAAGGAGAGAAAAUGUUUAUGGAUAUUGAAGAACCCAUUCGGGUACGAGUUCUACGUGAGCAAUUUACAGAUACUACACCAACAAGUCACCCACCUGCAAAGGCAGCAGGUAGACGUCCAUCAGCUGCUGAUGCCAGUGAUGAUCUUGCUGCCAAUUCAACAAAAAUACCACCCUACUCUAUUACUUGCACAAUACAAGAAGAUGGUUUAGGAUUACUUUCUUGGUGGGGAAGUUAA
Rhizopus microsporus ATCC 52813 is the source of this 630-nucleotide messenger RNA. Its product is annotated as polymerase-like protein III polypeptide H. The coding region runs from base 1 to 630 and encodes 209 amino acids. The record is from RefSeq and is a predicted model, not a curated record. Gene Ontology annotation, cellular component: RNA polymerase III complex. The transcript is spliced from 4 exons. Lineage: Eukaryota; Fungi; Mucoromycota; Mucoromycetes; Mucorales; Rhizopodaceae. Gene Ontology annotation, biological process: DNA-templated transcription; transcription initiation at RNA polymerase III promoter. Gene Ontology annotation, molecular function: DNA binding; DNA-directed RNA polymerase activity.